Molecule: messenger RNA, 1974 nt
Organism: Hibiscus syriacus
Lineage: Eukaryota; Viridiplantae; Streptophyta; Magnoliopsida; Malvales; Malvaceae
Product: probable cyclic nucleotide-gated ion channel 16
Exons: 6
Coding region: 16-1923 (635 amino acids)
Biological process (GO): monoatomic ion transport; transmembrane transport
Cellular component (GO): membrane
Molecular function (GO): monoatomic ion channel activity
Source: RefSeq, a predicted model, not a curated record
ACGUAUUCUUUUCACAUGCAUUGUAGCCUUGUUUCUAGACCCUCUCUACUUUUACCUUCCCGUUGUCGGCGCCCCGGCUGCAUGCAGAUCGAUCUCGGCCUCGGCAUCGUCGUCACCUUCUUCCGUUGCGUCGCCGACUUGUUCUUUUUCGUACACAUCACCGUCAAGUUCAGGACAGCUUUCGUGGCACCCAAUUCUAGGGUCUUCGGGAGGGGAGAGCUCGUAAUGGAUCGAAAAGCCAUCGCCAUUCGAUACUUGAAGUCGAGUUUCAUCAUUGAUCUUGCCGCUGCUCUCCCUCUCCCUCAGAUUGUCAUCUGGUUCAUAAUUCCGAAAAGCGGAAUGGCUGCUCAUGCAAACCAUACACUUUCUUUCAUCGUUCUCCUUCAAUACAUUCCUCGAUUCAUAAUCAUGUUUCCGAUCAAUCAACGCAUCGUCAAAAGUACCGGAGUCGUCGCCAAGACUGCCUGGUCAGGGGCAGUUUACAACCUCGUCAUGUUCAUCCUAGCUAGCCAUGUCUUAGGAGCUUCAUGGUAUGUCUUGUCGACUCAACGGCAGUACGAUUGCUGGAGUUUAGAAUGCACGAAAGAGAUGAACGAGACGCAUUCGCCAUCCUGCAAUCAUGACUUCCUCGACUGUAGUACCGUCGGAAAGCCUGCACGGAACGCCUGGCUCAAGAAAACCAACGUGAUCAUGAACUGCGAUGCUCUGAACGACGACAACAAAGACUUCGAGUUCGGAAUGUUUGCCGAGCCUUACGAACACGUCGCGUCGUCAGCGUUCAUGGAUAAGUUCUUUUAUUGCCUUUGGUGGGGAUUGAAAAGCUUAUGUUCAUAUGGACAAAGUAUUGAGACAAGUACUCUUCCUUCUGAAACUUUAUUUUGUGCUCUUAUUUGCAUCGCUGGUCUAGUUUUCUUCUCACAUCUCAUAGGCAACAUGCAGAGCUAUCUUCAAUCUACUACAGCAAGACUAGAGGAGUGGAGAAUCCGCCGAAGGGAUACCGAAGAGUGGAUGAGACACCGACAAUUGCCGCCGGAUUUGCAAGACCGUGUCCGCCGGUUCGUUAACUAUCAAUGGGUUGCCACGAGAGGCGUUGAUGAAGAAGCUAUAUUGAAGGCCUUACCCUUGGACCUCCGGCGUCAAAUUCAACGGCAUCUUUGUCUCGCCCUUGUUCGCCGUGUUCCAUUUUUCAAUCAGAUGGAUGACCAGCUCCUAGAUGCCAUAUGUGAACGCCUUGUCUCCUCCUUGAACACCAAGGACAUGUACCUUGUCCGGGAAGGUGAUCCGGUGCGCGAGAUGCUUUUCAUCAUUCGAGGCGAAGUCGAGAGCUCGACGACCAAUGGCGGCCGGACGGGGUUCUACAAUUCCAUAACACUCGGACCAGGUGACUUCUGUGGUGAAGAGUUGUUGACAUGGGCCUUGAUCCCGAACUCCGACUCCUGCCUAAACCUUCCGUUAUCGACCCGAACGGUGAAGUCGAUAACGGAGGUCGAGGCCUUCGCUCUCCGCGCCUGGGAGCUCAAAUACGUGGCGAAACAAUUCAAGCGACUGCAUAGCAAGAAACUUCAACACGCAUUCAGAUACUACUCCCACCAAUGGAGGACAUGGGGAGCUUGCUUCAUCGAAGCUGCUUGGAGACGGUACAAGAGGAGAAAGAUGGCGAUUGAGCUAGCGAAACAGGAGAACUUGUUCGACGAUGGCGGCGAGGGAGUAUUAGUCGGUGCCGGAGAAGAGGAGGACGAAGAUGGAUCAUCGGAUACCAGCCAUCAGGCGCAGCAUCUUGGUGUCACGCUACUGGCAUCUAAAUUUGCUAAAAACACUAGGAGAGGAGCAAAGAAGGUGAUGGCCAGGAUUAGCCAUGAUGAAUCCAUGUUAAAAAUGCCCAAAAUGUUUAAGCCUGUGGAGCCUGAUUUCUCUGCCCUGUAAAUAAAAAAAUGGAUUUCAUUAAGAUUAAAAGUAAGAUGUGAUAAUGAGAGA